CCGGCCCGCCCCGAGCCCCUCGGCGAGGCGGCGCUUCCCCGGUCCGAACCCCCCAGUGGGGUGGGUACCCCGCGUCCAGAGCCCCACAAGCAGGCGAGCGCUCCCCUGUACCCGGGCUCCCGCGGCGGCAGCAUGGCCACGCAGAGUGCCCAGGAGGGCGCCUGUGACCCGCCGCCCCGGCCGAAGCAGCCCGCCAAAUCUGACGGGUAUAUAUCCAAACUUAGAGAACUUGUGAAACAUGAAGCAGAGAAAAAUAAAUCUCAGUGGAAAACUAUGGGGCCAGCAAAAGUUGCCGUGCCAUCUCCAAAUGAUUUUCUGCAGAAACGUUCCAAGGAACCCAGGCUAGCACCAAAAAAAAAAGAAGAGGAUGGUAAAAAAUUGCUUCCCUUAUCAGUGCCACCCAGGACAUACCACCCAGUUACUCGUAUUAAAAAGAAUUUUAUAAGUAAAAAUGCAAUUGCUGUUAUGACAGGGGAGCCUAAAAAGCCUCGACAUUUUUGUGUUGAUACAAGACAGGGAGAUAAAUAUCUCCUUGAACCUUCAGGACUUUUUCCAAAAUACAUUAAUAAAAAGAAUUAUGGCAUUUUACCAAAAUAUGUGACACAGAGAAAUGAAGAAAUGAAGAGAGAGGAGGAAGAAUACCAAGCCAGUGUUUUGGAGCAACUCAAGAAGAAAGCUAUGAAAGUACUAUCUGAAGAAGAAAGGACAAAUAUUCUGAAGGCACUGAAAAAGAACUGGGAGGAACUAAAUCGUGCAUAUCAGGGUCUUCCAAUAGUAACAGACACCAGGUACAAGCAGAUGCAUAAAGAAGAGCUGGAAUUAAAGCUGAAACAACUGGAGCAUGACAUAGCAGCAAUUGAGAAGCACAAAAGUGUCUACAUUGCAAAUGUGUAAGGAUUGUUGUUCAGAUACGGCCUCUUUUCUCCUUUUUCUCUGUCCCCACAUCUCCAAGAAGUGCCUCUCUAAAUUCCCAGAAGAUGCUACUGUCAACUAUUUAGAAGGAAAUACUCAACUAAGUAUGUAGCAUCUUAGAAAAGUUGUUACAUAUAACUCUCAUCUGUAAAAUUCCCCAAACAUUUUGAAAUAAAAUGCUUAACUAAACUUUGAUUAUGAAUAAUGAAUUUAAUUUAUUAUUCUUUGUAAUUUUUAUUAGCUACUAAGAUUUCUAUAAACAUCAUACAAAAAGCAUAUAAAACACUGUUUCUUAUGUUUGGAGUACAUCUUUCCUUGCCUAACCAAAACAAAGGGAAAUAAUUGGCUGCUGAAGAUGGCUUGGUAAAUAUAACUUCAGGAUGGAAUGGCUUCUGGACUAUAUAUUAAAGAGAUGUUGUGCUUUACUUAAAAACUUGAGUAAUUAUAUUUCUAAACAGCUUGUGUUCUGUAUAACAUUUUGUGUGCUUAUUUUUUUUACCAAGAUCAAUUUUUAAUAUGGAAACCUGUAAUAAUACAGACUUCACACAAUACAGACACCACUUGUGGUGGAGCACCACUAGUACUUGUAAAAACACUUGUGUGUUUUUACAAGUACAUAAUUCUGUAAUAUUAUAGUAAAUCUACAGUUAAAUUAGAAAAAUGUGUUUUGACUGGAAUUACAUGUGUACUAUUAGAAUGAAAGCAAUAUACAAGCAUCUGAGUCAAGACUUAGACAAAAAUUAUAUCAGCACACUCUCUCGCAAUUGUUUGCAUAGAGAGAAAAAAUGUUUUUUUUUCCUGCUGCUUAACCUUUGCUUCAUGGAAUUGUAGGUAUUGUUUAGAUUAGAAAAGAUCUUUCUCAGCCUUUCAGAACACAGCUUUUUCUGUAUGAUGUCAAUCACUACCACCAGCAGCUGUUGAGACAUCAUCGUAUCUGACAUCAGCAAAGGAUAAAGUAAAAAGUUUGAAAUUACUAUGAAAACCUGAAUUUUCCCAUACAUUGAGUUCCUUUCCUAAAUUUGUCAGGGAAUGGCUUUGAAGACUUCACAGUGAAUUCUAGGCUGUAUUUCUUGGGCAUGGUAUACUUGUCUAUGACAUACACUAGGAACACAUGGGUGAGCAGGAAUGUGUACUUUCUUAUUUGUAAUUUAUUGUUAAGCAAUCAUGUUUAUUUUUGAAGGAUAUAAGCUGGAAAAAAACUGCAGAUUUGUAAAAUGUGGAUUCAAAAGAAAUGAAUGCGUCAUUCAAAAGAAUGACACACUUUAUAUUUUAACAAAACUACACUUAAUUGUUAGCACUUAAUAAUAUGUGACAUUAUCUUCUAGUGAAGUACCUGAUGCCCCUCUUAAGAACUUCAGUGUAAUCAGAAAAGGCUGUUUCUUAUGGCUUGAAAUAAAAAAAAAAAAGGAUUUGACUCCACAAGAGCAUACAUUCCCACUGCCUCCCUGUCAGCCUUUAUUGAUUUGCAGACUGGCUGAUUUAGGUUAGGAUCAGUAUUUGGUUCUUCCAUUUAUCAUCAGCGCUAACUUUAUGGAAAUACAAAAUAGAUGGUGGCCUAUCCCAAAAUUUGGGAUGAGCAGCUAGGCCACAAUUAGAAACAUUCAUCAUUCACCAGGAGAAAUGAUGGCUUUUUAACAUUGUCAGAAGUAUGGUAAUACAUUAUGGGGAAAUUAGGGAGUGAGUGGGAAGGGAUGCAAAAAGUAUUUCUGCCUAACAGAAGAGGAAGAGACAAAAGCCUGUGUCCUUCUGUACCUGGACUGUCACUAGUGUCCUUCAACAAUGCUGUGGCAUUUUUUUCCUGAGCCUCAUAUAGCUCUUUGCAGGUAGAUCUGCUGGAUGGUCCCCUCAUGAGACAUGUGAAUUGUUUCUGUCAGCCUAUGGAGAGGCUUUUGGUGUGUAUUGCAUGGAAUCUGCCUAUACCUCUGAUUAUGGAGAAAAAAUAUACUGAAAGUCAUUGAAAAUGCAUGCAGAAGGAUAAUGUUCUUACCCUUAGCUCUCUCUGGGAAAUGUGACAAAAUAAAGUUACAGAAUCCAAA
Molecule: messenger RNA, 2948 nt
Organism: Serinus canaria (Common canary)
Lineage: Eukaryota; Metazoa; Chordata; Aves; Passeriformes; Fringillidae
Gene: ENKUR
Product: enkurin, TRPC channel interacting protein
Exons: 5
Coding region: 133-894 (253 amino acids)
Cellular component (GO): acrosomal vesicle
Molecular function (GO): calmodulin binding
Source: RefSeq, a predicted model, not a curated record